AUGGUUUUGACGGAUCGCCAAAGGCAAGAUUUGCACGCUGGCAUUUACGAAUAUCUCCUCUCCAAAGAGGAAUUCAAGGAGUGCGCUGAGGCCUUUGCCAAAGCAGACCCAAAAUGUGGAGAAAAGAAAACCAACAAUGUCGGGAAGACCCCACUUUUGGAAAAGAAAUGGACAGCUAUUCCUCGAUUGCAGAAGAAAGUAUUGGAAUUGGAACGUACAGUUGCACAAAGUGCCAAGAUCCACGCCCAUCGCACUGGAGAAGCCGAUGCAAAUGGCGUACAAAGACGUAUGCUUCCUCGGCUACCGUGUACCGAGACACUUCAAGGUCACCAGGGUCCAGUGUUUUGCGUUCAAGUUCACCCUAUUUUCACCGUUGCUGUCAGUGGAUCUGAAGAUGGAACCAUCAAGAUUUGGGAUCACGAAAGUGGUGACUAUAUGAAAACUUUGAAAGGGCACACCAAUGCUGUCACCUCUUUGUGUUUCACUCCCCAAGGUAGCUAUUUGGCGUCGUCGUCCCAAGAUCUUUCGAUCAAGAUUUGGGAAUUCGAGACCUACAACUGCGUUCGAACACUUCGUGGACACGACCACACCAUUUCGUCCGUCGUAUUCAUCCCAGCACAAAAUGUUAUCCCCACAACUGGAGAUGACAAUGCUGCUAUUGAUGUCACUUUGGCUGAGAGUCGACAGCUUAUUUCAGCAAGUAGAGAUCAAACUGUCAAAAUGUGGGAUUUGGAAACAGGAUUUUGCGACCAUACCUUUACCGAUCACAGCGACUGGGUUCGUACUCUUGCCAUUCGCCAGCAUGAUGGAAAUGUUUGGGCAUCUGCCGGUCACGAUCAAGUGAUUUUUGUGUACGAUAAUGCAAAGAAGAAGAUUGCAGAACUUCGAGGACACGAGCAGAUCAUUGAGAGCAUUGCUUUCCUUUCUGAAGACAAUUUCCCAAAGAAUGUCAACCCAUCCCGAGUAGAGACGCAACGCGACUAUCUCGUCAGUGGAAGUCGUGACAGAACGGUCCGCUUGUGGUCCAUUGCCAACGCUUCUUGCUUGCAAGUCUUUUCGGCUCACGAGAACUGGGUCAAGAGUGUUCUGAUCCAUCCAUCUGGAAACUACAUCAUUAGUGCUGGAGAUGACAGAACCAUUCGAGUAUUUGACAUCAAAGCCAAUCGUUGUCUCAGGACUUUGGAAGAUGCUCACAGCCACUUUGUAUCAUCACUCGAUAUGCACCACACACUUCCAAUUCUGGUGUCUGGUGGCGUUGAUAAUGUUGUCAAGACAUGGGUCUUGGAUUAA
Cylindrotheca closterium is the source of this 1290-nucleotide messenger RNA. The record is from the annotation of a GenBank genome assembly. NCBI's taxonomy places the organism in Eukaryota, Bacillariophyta, Bacillariophyceae, Bacillariales, Bacillariaceae.